AACUUGCCAUUGGCUGUUAAGCUUUGGAAAUAGGACGUGCCGUGUCCUAUAUCGCCCAAACGUGGAAUGUUUUUUUUUCCCCCCCCGACAGGGACCGACACACCAGUCUAAUUGCAGCUCGUGUCCUUUCAGUUUGGUUUUUAUUCUGUUUUUCUGACUCUUUCUUCACAAAAGAUAACCUGAUGAAGAAAAGACGAAAAACUGUUUCGGGGAUGCCGUCGUGGGAUUCGGAGGCUUCCCCAGAAAAGCUUUUUAGCGGGAAGAAACCUUGUGCUGCGCAUAAUUUAAGGAGUUGACAGCUUGACACAAACAUACAGUGCUGAGCUAACGCUAAACACACCCCAUAAGUACUUCUAUGUGAAGCCUGCCGAGUUUGGGUUGUACAACAUACUGCGGCUUCAUGCUGUGAAAUUUUGGUCUACACUACAGUGCUGUGCGAAUGUAACCUGCCUUGAUUAAUUUAUGAUUCACUAUAAUGAAAUGAUAGAAUAAUGAGGGGAAAAAACAGGGAAGGUUACAAAUGGAGGAUGACAACAUUUGCACACACCCCAAAUGAAUGUCUAAAUGAACUGUGUAUCUGUCCAGAAUGAAGCCUUAUCUCUAGAACCAUCACAAAAAUAUCAAAAUGAUUAUACCUGUGAGAUGCUUCACUUGUGGUAAAAUAGUUGGAAAUAAAUGGGAGGCAUAUCUUGGCCUUUUGCAAGCAGAAUAUACAGAAGGUGACGCCUUGGAUGCUUUGGGUCUGAAAAGAUACUGCUGUCGCAGAAUGUUGCUUGCCCAUGUAGACCUGAUUGAAAAGCUCCUGAACUAUGCCCCACUGGAGAAAUAAAUAUGAAGAAUUUAUGGUGCUAUGUGUACAUGAACCAAAGAUUUUACAAUCCUAAAGCCAAACUGCUGGGAUUAGAAAUCAAAUUAAUGAUCUGUGGGAAGUUCCUUAAGCCACUUCAUAUACCCCAAAUAAAUGACUUAAUAUUGAAUUUCACCUAGAAAGUUGGGGACUGCUUUUAAUUACAGCAUGUUUUUUGUCAGAUUCCAAGUAUAUUAGAAUCUCUUGAAUUUUCAAAUUUGAAAAAACUCUCAAAAUUUGGGUUACAGUUGGCAGUUGUAAUGAAAUUUUAAUAAAAAUAUGUUGGUUAAACCAGU
Molecule: messenger RNA, 1143 nt
Organism: Pantherophis guttatus
Lineage: Eukaryota; Metazoa; Chordata; Lepidosauria; Squamata; Colubridae
Source: RefSeq, a predicted model, not a curated record